UUUGGAAAUUAAGAUGGAUUUUGAGAACCAAAGUGAGAGAGCAGUGAUGAGUAAGAUUCUGUCAAGAAGAUCAUCGGUGGGGUGCUCGUCUCGUCUCUCAUACUACCGUAGUGGCGGCGGAGAAGGAGGGGUUCCGUUCAAAUGGGAAAAACAACCCGGGGUUGCGAAAGAGAAGUCACCGGAGGAAGUGAUUCCUCCGCUGACUCCUCCGCCGGCACUUGUCAGCCUUGGCCUCCCAAAGCCAUGCAUCCACUAUGAACCCAAUAAACACACCAAGCUCAUGAGGCUUCGAUUUUGGAAGAAGGGGGGAAGAAGAAUAAUGAUGAGGAGCAAGAAAGCACAGCAAGAAUGUUGUAAUAACAGUGAAGGAGGUUGUUGUUGUUAUGACGAGGAUGUUGGUUUCUUGAAUAAUAAUGUAGAUUACAGCUCGGAUUCAGAAUCAACAAUGAUGACAUCAUCAUCACCACGUGGCUCAGUGUUGUCUUACUCUUCUUUUUCUUCUUGUUCUUGUUCUUCGUCUUCAUCUUCGAGGGAAAGGGUGAUUUAUGGAAGACCCUUCAACUUGGGUUGCUUCCCUAAUGUGCGUGUUAUGGUUUCAAUUGCAAGGCGAGAGUAGCGUUGUUUGUAAUGUUAUAUCGUAAUAAGUUCUGAUUUACUUUUAUGUUUACAUUUUGAAUAUAAUAACACACACACUACUUUGAUAUGAAAUGAAAU
This is a messenger RNA of Arachis stenosperma, 714 nucleotides long. RefSeq lists its product as uncharacterized. NCBI's taxonomy places the organism in Eukaryota, Viridiplantae, Streptophyta, Magnoliopsida, Fabales, Fabaceae. The coding region runs from base 14 to 616 and encodes 200 amino acids. The transcript has a single exon. The record is from RefSeq and is a predicted model, not a curated record.